AACUAAGAAAACACAAUUUCACAAAUGACAUAUUUUAUCUGUCAUCCUAAUUCUUGUGUCACCACCAUCUCUGUCAAUCGUACUAAAAUUAUAUCGCAAUAGCAGAUUAAAUUAUUUUGUGUUAAAAAAAAUGAUGUUGGCUUCUUCACAUACCUUGCCACCGUUUUACUUGACCAGUAUCGGCCGGAAACCCCAUUACUAUUCAGCACGCAAGAGUUCUUCAAGCUUUUCACAAAAAAACAUUCGUGAUGGCAAAAAUACGGUCCUCGAUGAACUGGCUGCUCUUUUGACCAAAUCGCAUAAAAGUAUCCUAAACAUCGCCGCCCACAAUGCUUGUAUUAAGACAUUCUUCGAAAAGGGCAGGCUUAAUCGAGUCCUUGAGGACGUUGCCGUGUCCUUGAAACAUAUCGACGCAAAUAUCAUUGCAAAGCACAUUACAAGUAGUAGACAAAAUUCAAGACAUCUAAUGAGUGUCACUGUUAAUACAGGAAUUGCUGAUGUCAAAUGUUUGCUAAAUCGAAGAAGAGGAUUGGGUUCAAAUUACGAAAUUAAAUUUGUACGACAUUUCAAGACUGACAGAGCAAUUGAAGCAGAGGCCAAGAGGAGUCCUUCGCUGAUCGCAAGAAUUCGAAACUCUUUGGGUGGAUCUUCAAAUAAGUACGAGCCAUCGAUUGCGGUUCAUACUGAAACCCUGACUAAACUGCUCAAAAAUUCCACAGAAGGCGGACUUCAGAAAGAUGGGGAGAAAAAUAUCAAAGUGGCUUUUGCUGAAGGUUACUUAGCAGCCCUUAACUCCGAUGAAACAACUAAGUCUGGAAAAACCAUGAAGUAUUUGAAGGUAUUUCAACAACUUCUUAUUAUAGUUGUGUUCCUAGGCAUAUUAGUGAGCCUCUUCUCAUCAUCCGGUGGGUCAAUGUUUAGGAUUCAAUUAGGUAAUCAAGUAGAAGUAGAUCCAGAAGAAAUUAAUGUCACCUUCGAUGAUGUUAAGGGUUGUGACGAGGCCAAACAAGAAUUAAAAGAAGUUGUGGAAUUUUUGAAAAACCCUGAAAAGUUUUCAAAUCUUGGUGGCAAACUUCCAAAAGGCGUAUUACUAGUUGGACCUCCCGGUACUGGAAAGACUUUGCUGGCGCGUGCAGUAGCUGGAGAAGCGAACGUUCCAUUUUUCCAUGCAGCUGGACCUGAGUUUGAUGAGGUGUUAGUGGGCCAAGGAGCUCGUAGAGUUCGAGAUUUGUUCAAGGCUGCAAAAGCAAGAGCUCCAUGCGUAAUAUUUAUUGAUGAAAUAGAUUCUGUUGGUGCGAAACGAACCAACUCAGUCUUGCAUCCUUACGCUAAUCAGACUAUUAAUCAGCUUCUGUCUGAAAUGGAUGGUUUCCACCAGAAUGCCGGUGUAAUAGUUCUAGGAGCAACGAAUCGCAGAGAUGAUCUCGAUCAAGCCCUUUUAAGACCUGGCCGCUUUGAUGUGGAGGUAGUAGUCUCAACACCCGAUUUUACAGGGCGUAAAGAAAUCUUGUCUCUCUAUUUAUCAAAAAUUUUACAUGAUGAAAUUGAUAUAGACAUUCUUGCCCGAGGAACUUCUGGUUUUACUGGAGCCGAUUUAGAAAAUAUGAUAAAUCAAGGAGCACUAAGAGCUGCGAUAGACGGUGCAGAAUCUGUGACUAUGAAGCAUUUAGAAUCGGCAAGAGAUAAAGUACUUAUGGGUCCUGAACGUAAAGCAAGACUACCAGACGAAGAAGCGAAUCUCAUAACAGCUUACCACGAAGGCGGACAUGCUAUUGUAGCCUACUACACUAGAGAAUCACAUCCAUUACAUAAAGUUACCAUAAUGCCAAGAGGACCAUCGUUAGGUCAUACAGCGUAUAUACCAGAAAAGGAACGCUAUCACGUUACAAGGGCUCAACUUUUAGCCAUGAUGGAUACAAUGAUGGGUGGUCGAGCAGCCGAAGAACUUAUAUUUGGAAUAGAUAAGAUAACUUCUGGUGCCAGUAGUGAUUUAAAACAAGCGACGUCAAUUGCAACUCACAUGGUCAAAGAUUGGGGAAUGUCGGAAAAAGUGGGACUACGUACAAUAGAAACUCCAAAAGGUCUUGGACAAGUUGAAUCGUUAGGCCAUCAUACCGUGGAAGCAGUUGACGCCGAAAUUAAGAGAAUUCUUAGUGAAAGUUACGAAAGAGCAAAAGCAAUUCUAAAAAAACACGCAAAAGAGCACAAGGCCCUAGCGGAGGCUUUGCUUAAAUAUGAGACUUUAGAUGCAGAAGAUAUUAAAGCCAUCAUGAACGGAUCACAGUAACAGAAAGAAUAGUGUACAUUUUAUAUAAGUUAGAGAUAAUAAUAUCAAUAUUUUCUAUGUUUAUUGUUUAUUUUGUAUAUACAAUUACAUUUUUGGCUUUACAAUAUUCGAAAGACAAAAUCCGCACACGUUUGCUUAGUUCUAAUAAAAUUCAAGUUUAUAAUUUAAAUUUUGUUGCAAUAUGAAAAAAGUGGGCAUAUACAAACCAGUUAAAAGGAAACGCCAAAAAUUCUGGGGAACAGAAAUUAGCUAUAGCUAAGGCAGUAUUUUAUUGUUAUUAUUGGAUUUAAUUCCCCAUGUGUUUAGACAAAAUUGAUGUAUGAAUUAUUUAAAUUAUUUGAACAGUUAAAUUAAAAUUAAGGAUCAAUUAAUUUACUCAAUGGAUUUCUCAAAUUUGGUUUAUGAUUCGAAAAAUAUUUGUAUUCGAUAUCCAAAGAGUAAAUAUUAGGCCUUUUCCAUGAUUUGCAAACCAAUAAAAAUCAUAUAAAAUCUAGAAA
Eupeodes corollae is the source of this 2784-nucleotide messenger RNA. It is a transcript of the gene YME1L, whose product is annotated as ATP-dependent zinc metalloprotease YME1L. The coding region runs from base 131 to 2287 and encodes 718 amino acids. NCBI's taxonomy places the organism in Eukaryota, Metazoa, Arthropoda, Insecta, Diptera, Syrphidae. The record is from RefSeq and is a predicted model, not a curated record. Gene Ontology annotation, molecular function: ATP-dependent peptidase activity; ATP binding; metalloendopeptidase activity. Gene Ontology annotation, cellular component: mitochondrial inner membrane. The transcript has 11 exons. Gene Ontology annotation, biological process: mitochondrion organization; protein quality control for misfolded or incompletely synthesized proteins.